UUGUGUAAUGGCUCGCAACAAAAACAAAUCUAUUAGCUCGAAGAUAUGAUAUCACGAUGAAGCCUCAUUUAAGGCAAUAAUUUAAAUUCAGCCCGAAAUCGCCAAUGUUCCGGAGUAGCAUCUAUAUAAAGGCCACAUAUUCGGAUUUAGCAAAGAACCAAGUUGAGCAGCAAAAUGCAUCUAAAAAUCUCCAUAACAUUCGUCUGUUGCGUCUGGUUCGCCGGCGCACUCAAAAUUGACUGCGAUAAGACCGAUACCAUAAACGAGGAUCACAUCCAUCACUGCUGCAAGCAUCCCGACGGGCACAAUGAUAUCAUUGCCAGCUGCGCCAAUGAGACGGGCUUCAAGGUGCCCAAUCCGAAGGAGCAGGCAAUUGUGGAUCUGACUGCAGGUCGCGCCAUUGCCGGCACCUGCUUCGCCAAGUGCGUCUUCGAAAAGCUGAACAUCAUGAAGGACGACAAUCUGGACAUGGAUGCAGUGCGCAAGUAUUUGAACGACAAGUACAGCGAUGAUCCGGAGUAUGUUAAGGAAAUGAUAAGCGCCUUUGAUCAUUGCCAUGGCAAAACUGAGGAGAAUACUGCCAAGUUCAUGUCGAAUCAUAUAUUCGUGCAGAUGUCUCAGCAUUUCUGCGCGCCCAAGUCCAGCGUGAUCAUGGCCUGUGUCAUACGACAAUUCUUCCACAAUUGUCCCGCCGAUCGUUGGUCCAAGUCCGCGGAGUGCGAGAACGUAUUGGCCUUUAGUCAGAACUGUCGCGAUUCCUUGGCCACUUUGUAAAGAGUUGAACUAUGAAACAAUAAAGAAGAUAUAUUACAUAUAUCCAUCUGAUCUGA
Drosophila virilis is the source of this 830-nucleotide messenger RNA. It is a transcript of the gene Obp58c, whose product is annotated as Odorant-binding protein 58c. Gene Ontology annotation, molecular function: odorant binding. The record is from RefSeq and is a predicted model, not a curated record. Lineage: Eukaryota; Metazoa; Arthropoda; Insecta; Diptera; Drosophilidae.